Messenger RNA from Lolium rigidum, 1257 nucleotides. RefSeq lists its product as uncharacterized. Bases 1 to 1257 code for a protein of 418 amino acids. The transcript has 2 exons. The record is from RefSeq and is a predicted model, not a curated record. Lineage: Eukaryota; Viridiplantae; Streptophyta; Magnoliopsida; Poales; Poaceae.
AUGGCGUCUCCGUCCACGCCGCCGUCGUCGUCUUGGGUCAUCCUAGGCAGCAUCCCACGUGUGUCCACGGCGGCGGACGUCGGCGACGCCUCCGUCGCGCUCACGGCGCCGCCGCGCGUCUCCAUCCUCACCGUGUCCCCGCGCGUCUUCCCGAAUCCCCCAACGCCCCACUUCUUCCCCUUCGUCCUCGCCGCCGACCCUUCCGGCAUGCUCCUCCUCCAGGCCAACCUGCGCUGCACCCCGACCCGUGAAGCCAUCGACCGUCCCUACACCAAGUCCGUCAGCUGGAAAUUAGACGACCGGCGCUACUUCGUCCUCGACGCGACCACCUGCUCCGCGUUCCAGCUUCCCGACCCCGCGGCAACCAUCCUGCACCAGGCCCUCCUCGGCCUUGUCGUCUCCCCUGGCGGAGGCGGCCACUACAUGGUCGCGGAGCUCCAGCCCAUCGUCGGCAUGGAUACGGCCACGCUCCUCUGCUUCUCUUCGGAGGUUGGGGAGUGGGUCGAGAAGCACGUCCAUUACCCUCUCCCGCCCCGGCCGUGGGCUGCCAUCUGCGUGCUCUCGCACCUCGGGAGGCUCUGGUGGGUCGACAUCUCAUGGGGCGUCAUCACCUGCGACCCCUUCGCCGACGAGCCGGUCCUGGGAUUCAUCCCGCUCCCUGCAGAGAGGGUGCUCAAGUGCAGGGAGGGUUGGGGAGUCGCCGACAAGUACCGCUGCGUUGGGGUGAGCGGCGCCAAGCUGCGUUUCGUGGACCUGUACCCUCGUAGCGAGUGCGCUCCCAAUGUCGCCGUGUGGACUCUGGCCGAUCCAGAAUCCAAGGAGUGGACGCUGGAGCACGAGGCGAGGUUUACUGAGAUCUGGGCCGAUGAGAGCUACCAGGCGACCGGACUGCCCAACAAGAUUCCCGUACUCGCCCUGAUUCACCCCAGGAACCCCGACGUGGUGUACUUCUUUCUAGAAGAGCACCUCUUCGGUGUUGACGUGCGUGCUCUGAAGGUGGUGGAGUGCGAGGUCUAUGGGCUGGUUGCGCCGCCGAGCUGCUGCAUCGCCAGCCGCUUCGUCCGUGCAUGGGAGCUGCCGCGGGCACUCUCCUCAGGUAAUGAUACCAUCAUCCCUUCCCCUGUUUUUGUGUCUGUUUUCUGUUGGAACUGGACUGAUGGCAUCAACUUGGCUGAAGAAACCUACACGCGACCAUACAAGCCGUCGCCAGGGGACUACCACUUGGUGGGAGAUUUCAGGCAGACAUUCAUAGGAUGA